AUGGGUGACACCUUGGCCCAUUUUCUCUUCAUCAUUGUACUCGACUACGCCCUAAGUAAGGCCAUCAACGGUAGAGAAGAGGAGCUGGGUUUCACCAUAGUGCCCCGCAAGACCUGGCGAGUGCCUCCUGUGAUGAUCACUGACAAAGACUUUGAGGAUGAAAUCGCAAUAGUCUCAAAUACAUUUGAGCAGGCUCGAGCUCUUUUGUUAUCAGUUGAGGAGGAGUGUUUGAAGGUUGGUCUACAGCUGAACACAAAGAAGGCCAAGGUGCUCACCUAUUACAUCAGUGGCACAGCUGUCUGCACGAGAGAUGGUACAACUCUCAAGGUUGAAUCUGACUACAAGUACCUUGGAGCUUAG
This is a messenger RNA of Patiria miniata (bat star), 360 nucleotides long. RefSeq lists its product as uncharacterized. The record is from RefSeq and is a predicted model, not a curated record. The transcript has a single exon. The coding region runs from base 1 to 360 and encodes 119 amino acids. NCBI's taxonomy places the organism in Eukaryota, Metazoa, Echinodermata, Asteroidea, Valvatida, Asterinidae.